Messenger RNA from Erpetoichthys calabaricus (reedfish), 525 nucleotides. Its product is annotated as coiled-coil domain-containing protein 172-like. Lineage: Eukaryota; Metazoa; Chordata; Cladistia; Polypteriformes; Polypteridae. The coding region runs from base 91 to 501 and encodes 136 amino acids. The record is from RefSeq and is a predicted model, not a curated record. Gene Ontology annotation, cellular component: cytoplasm. The transcript is spliced from 5 exons.
AAGAAAAAUGAAACUACUGAAGAAAGAAAAAAAUUCCUCAAAGAAAUUACUGAUUUUAACUGUGAGUACAAUUUGCUGUCAAACAGAGCAAUGGCCGCUGAAAGCCAAGCAAAAGCAGAAAUACAGAGUCUUGCAAAAGAGGCAGAAGAUGUAAAUAAAGAUAUACAGUACAUGAAACAAAAUGAUCUCAGAUUGAACAGUAUGCAACAGCAGAUUCAGAUUUUAAGAGAACAGUUGGAGGGGCUUGAAAACAAAACUGAAGCCCUCAGGGUGAAACUAAAUAAAGCUAAAAUAUCAACUAAAUGUUUGAAUGCUGAAAAGUUAAAAACUGAACAGAAACCUCAGAAUGAUCCUGAAAUUUUGGGACUGAAAAAAGAGUUAGAAACUUUUAUAGGAGAAGAUGGCAAUAAUAAUACUUUUGAAGUUUUAUUGUCAGAAAUACAUUUUCUACAAAUGAAACUUUCUACAAAAGACUUUCAGACAUCAGGUAAAAGUCAGUAGUAAGAAAUGCUUUGCUGAAGAAAG